Molecule: messenger RNA, 1259 nt
Organism: Amoebophrya sp. A25
Lineage: Eukaryota; Dinophyceae; Syndiniales; Amoebophryaceae
Source: the annotation of a GenBank genome assembly
UGUAAAAAGAAUGUCAACCCUUUGGUCUUGUUCCUCGGUCUAUCUUAUUAUUUAGACCAGGACUUUUCUCGUUGCACCACGUGAAUUUUUUUUCUAAUUUUGCUAGCCUGACAAGGCCCAACCUCUUCGGGACCGCUGGGGCCAUCCCGAUAACUUGGCCGUGAACCCUCGGAGCGGGACUCCGCUUCCAAGGAUCGCGAAGUGUGGACCCUAAAAGCGCCUCCAGGGGAGCCCCAACCCUUGGGAGGCUCGGCUCGGAGGUGCUUUGGAGGGGUGUCAAAAAGGGGGGCAAAAAGACCCCACUUUGACACCCCAAACGACCCGGGUCAUUUGGCGACCAUUUUGGACCAAAAAGGGUCGCCUUAAGGCACCCCCUAGCCCCCACUAGAUGGGGCCGCUUCGGUCCUCGCAAAAUGACCCGGCAGCUUUUUUUCAAAAAUGGGGUACAAAAUGCACCCAAAGUGACCCGCUACAUUUUUGGCCAAAAAGAGCCGCUUUCGGCCACCCCUUGCCUGGCUCAGACCUCCGCGUCGGAGGUUGGCACCAUGGACGGCGAGCCAGGUAUCCUUGGCGGCUGCCUCUCUGCGAAUGUCGACGACGCCGAACGCUCCCAGUCACGCGAUGGCCGGGGUGUAUGGCUGUGCGCCAGGCCUUGCACCUGGCUGCAUUUUUCAAAAAAAAACUACGUGGUGCAACGAGAAAAAUCCUGGUCUAAAUUAUAUUAGCGACUCUACUUCAUCUAAGUAGAUGCUAUCUUAGUAUCGAAGUCGACCGUGCUCAAUUUCCACAAGGACGCAACAACGCAAAUCGACUUAGAGGACUUUACUAGGAAGGUUGUGAUGAAGAUGGAGGACUACAACAUCAUCAACAAGCAUCAACAUCAUUGCGAUUGUACUACGAUGUCUUAGUCGUGUAGAGCCGCGUCUACUAGCUCUAGUAGACAACUUGAUGAUGAUGAUGAUUGUGCCUAACUUAUGAUGACUUAACCAAGAUACAACUUGAUAUCACAACAUGCAGUCUGCACAACCUUGAACAUUCUAGCACAACCUUGAACAUUCUCGCACAAAGCAGACAGUGCAGUUAACAUGGAAAAGAGACCUUGAACUUGAACUACAGCAUGAACCUGCGAGGAAUUGAUGUAAUAGAAUAGAUAGAUGUCCAGAAGUCCUUUAAAGAUCUUUUUAUUAACUUUAACCUUAAGGAGUUCACGAACAACAUGCAGAAAUAUCAAUACAACGAAGUAGAGGCAUAGACACCGG